This is a messenger RNA of Schistocerca cancellata (South American locust), 1536 nucleotides long. RefSeq names its product ATP-sensitive inward rectifier potassium channel 8-like. Bases 108 to 1268 code for a protein of 386 amino acids. Gene Ontology annotation, biological process: regulation of monoatomic ion transmembrane transport; potassium ion import across plasma membrane. The record is from RefSeq and is a predicted model, not a curated record. NCBI's taxonomy places the organism in Eukaryota, Metazoa, Arthropoda, Insecta, Orthoptera, Acrididae. Gene Ontology annotation, molecular function: inward rectifier potassium channel activity. The transcript has 7 exons. Gene Ontology annotation, cellular component: plasma membrane.
UCAGAUCGCCGCGAGGAUGCGCCUAGGCAGGCUGUAGACGCCCACGGCAGCAGCCGGCGCUACUGAAUUCGCAGUCGCUGGCGGGUAGUCGGCAGCUCUGGAGUGGCAUGGAGGAGGACAGUGCUAUAGUCAUGAGGCGAGCAGGCGACGCCGUGUACACCGGGGUGGCGAGCCGCGACUCCGACGCGGCCAGCCGGCGGCUGGUGCUGCGCUCUGGCGAGUGUAACAUCACCGGCUGGUCGGCCGGCAAGCGGAGGAUGCGCUUCCUGCAGGACGUGUUCACGACGAUAGUGGACCUGCCGUGGCGCUGGCUGCUGCUGCUGCUGUCACUGAGCUUCUUCCUCACGUGGCUGGGCUUCGCGCUCCUCUGGUGGCUCAUCGCGUUUGCCCACGGAGACCUCGAACCGCAGAACCUGCCUCCCUUUCAAGAAGACACGGGAUGGGUGCCGUGCGUGACGCAGAUCUACAACUUCACGUCGUGCUUCAUGUUCAGCAUGGAGAACCAGCACACGACGGGCUUCGGGGCGCGCAUGCCCACGGAGGAGUGCCCCGAGGCGAUCUUCCUCAUGUGCGCGCAGGGCAUCGUCGGCGUGACCAUCCAGACGGCCGUGCUGGGCAUGAUGUUCGCCAAGGUAGUGCGCCCCAAGCAGCGCACGCGCACCAUCGCCUUCAGCAGGCACGCCGUCGUCUGCCGCCGGGACGGCGUCCUCUGCCUCAUGUUCCGCGUCGCGGACAUGCGCACCAGGUCUCACAUCAUCGAAGCGAAGAUGAACAUUCUGCUGGUGGGCGAGAGGAAGACGCCCGAGGGCGAGCAUCUUCUGCCGUACCACACGGAGCUGCGACACGAGGUGGGGAACCGGCGCUUCUUCUUGCUCUGGCCGGAGACCGUCGUGCACCGCAUCGACGCCCGCUCGCCGCUCUACCGCAUGUCUGCCGCUGACAUGGCUGCCUCCGACCUGGAGGUGAUUGCUAUCCUGGAAGGAACCAUCGAGUCGACAGACCAGCGCGUGCAGGCGCGUACGUCUUACCUGCUGAGUGAGGUACUGUGGGGGCGCUGCUUCGAGCAGGUGGUGCGCUUCAGCCCCGAGCGGCGCUGCUACGUGACCGACUACCGCGCGCUGGGCGCCACGCGGCCCGUGGACACCCCCACCUCCUCUGCCUGCGACCAAGACACCAACAGGACGCUCCCAGAAGGAGAGAUCAAAGAGUCACGUCACUCCGCUGGUGAUGGCCAUAUCAUCACUGGGCACGAGCUGAAAGCUGCCUGAGUGCAGCCCAGCCCUCCCUCGAUGUCACGUGCUUCACUUGCAAGUGAAGCCAGACAUGUACAGCGACGUCCGUCGUCAAAAGGCUGGAGGCGUUGCAGGUUGCAGUAGCGAUACGUUGGUGUUGUGUUAGUACAUUUCGGGAUUAUGAUAGUGUGAAUAGUUGGAAGUGGACGGCAACUCAUGUUGGGAUAUUUAACGUGGUGAACUGCACUACACAGUUUUUUGCAAGUCGUUUCUGCGGGGAAAUAAAGCUCAUGAAAUGCAGUAA